AUGGACAAGAUCCCAAAUGAGUACUUUGAAUCAGUAUUCACUCAGGAGAAAGAUAUAAAAGAUAGUGAGAUUAGUGUGAUGCACGCUAACAUGCUAGGACAGGCUUCUUCAAGAUGGGCUUUAAAGUUUGCUCUUUACAUUGCAAGGCCUGCUGCUGACUGGCAAGGGAACAGAAAUGGACGCUGCAACAUUUUGAAGGAAUUCUUUGAGGAUUCAUUGAUCACCUUACACACUGACACCAACAAUAACUCAGUGCGAGGUCAAAGACUAGAGGCUCCUCCAGAGUUGUUUUGUCGAAGCCUUGUGUCUGGUGGUCAUCUUGUUUCAAUACACAGCAAGACAAAUAAUGAUUUUGUCCUAAAUUUAGUACAAAACGCAAAUAUUACACUUCAUAAUGUUUGGCUUGGUAGCUCCGAUUUCUACAAAGACGGUGUAUUGUUAUGGACGGAUGGAUCCCAAAGGGAUUAUCAUAACUGGCUUUUAGGAAAACAUAUCCUUGGCUUACACUGCCAUGCAAUGAAGCUAAAUGGAGAUCCUGGCUUUUGGACUGAUGAGAAUUGUGGCACUAAUCGAUAUCCAUUCAUCUGUAUGUACUUCAUAGAAAGUGAUUAGAUGCAACGUGAAUCACCCCAGUUAAACCUACUCAUCUUGAUACUUCCAAAAUGCAGUCAAAACUGGAAAACAUUUCUCAUUUCUCAUGUAAUGCUAGAUUAUAAAACAUUUUCUUUUUAAAAAGCAUGGAAUAAUUAAUGUUAUUUGACCAAUCCAACCUGCUUCUCCGGAUGUCCAUGGCUGAAUACAUGUCACAAUCCCUUUAUUCCUCCCCCAUAUCCUUGCUGUGUUUUCUCUUAAGUUACAAUUCAAACUAUUUAAUUAGACCAUUAUGUUUGAUCCAGCAGUUAAUAUAUUUAAGUUGUAAAUAUUGAAAUGCAGAAUUUCAUCGGAUCAAGAUUAUUGAGUUUUAAAAAAAAUGCUGGUUACAAAGCAAGUCAUUUCGGCAGCCCAACUGGGAAAUGAUGGUCUCAUGUAUUUGAUUAAUGCUAAUGAAACAAAUCACCCAUUAUCUACAAAUGGAUAGGAAUGUGUCAUUAAGUGCUUAAAUUCCCAUUCCAUUGAUUCAUUGAGGUCAGUGAUUAUCCAAGAACAUGAUUUUUUGGGCACAAGUCUGUGGUUAGAAAGCCGUCAUUAUUUGCCCAUGAGAAAAAGGAAAAGCUUAAAUUUCUCUGGGCCCAUUUUCAGGUAAAAUGCUACUUCUUUUUCUGUAAAGAUACUGGAAACAUUUAAUGUUUAUGUUCAAAAUAAGUGUUAAUAAAUUGUUGUUGAAAUAGAACAGGAUGAU
Molecule: messenger RNA, 1339 nt
Organism: Chiloscyllium plagiosum (whitespotted bambooshark)
Lineage: Eukaryota; Metazoa; Chordata; Chondrichthyes; Orectolobiformes; Hemiscylliidae
Source: RefSeq, a predicted model, not a curated record